AUGCAAGGGCUACGUAUUAUUUUAGUCUUAUCGGCUUUCGUAUUUGGGAAUGUGGAAUCUACUUUUCGAGAUUUUGAGUCCCUGAAAACCACAUACACAAUUGGUGUCAUCUUACCACCGAAAACAGUGACCGAAGUGGCAUUCGCGUCCGCACUAGCUCGAGCAUCCAUAGAAAGUAAACGUUACAAUUUUGUAAUGAAAAUAAUUUACAGUCCCAAUGGGGAUAGCUUUGCAGCAUCGAAAGCGGCUUGUGAGUUGUUAGAAGCUGGAGUGAUAGCCAUUUUUGGGCCAACUGAUCAAACAUCCGCGGAAGCUGUGAGCGCACGCUGUAGAGCUGCAAAAGUACCGCACAUACAAGCUCUAUGGAGGCCGCCACCUGUGAGGGGGUUAGAGCGAUCCGAUCUGUCUUUCCCAAAUAUUAAUAUUUAUCCCGAGGCGACUGCUUUGUCGAAGGCUAUCGCGCGUUAUAUAAAGGACAGCGAUUGGAACUCUUAUGCUUUACUUUAUGACGAUGACCAUGGGCUCAUUAGAUUGCAAGAAAUACUUAAAUACGCCAGACCCGAUCAUAAAUGGUUAGUGCGUAGACUGAAACCAGGUGAAGACAAUCGCCAACUGUUGAAGUCUUUGAAGGCGUACGGCACAACGAGAGUGAUAAUCGACUGUCAUUCUGACAGGGUUUACGAAUAUUUGAAGCAAGCUUUUGAAGUUAAAUUCUUUGAAGAUUACAUGAGCUACGUCUUAACAUCAUUGGACGCACAUACGCUAGACUUGCAAGAACUCCGACACGGUCUGUCAAACGUGACAUGCUUGAGAAUAUUCGACCAUUCCGAUGCGAGAACCAAGUCCUACCACGCUGAUUGGAAGACCAUCACCUCGAACGAUGUUAAAAUACCGCAACAGACUCACGAAAUCACUGUAGAAGCUGCACUUGCUAGUGACGCAGCGAGAUUAAUAACUGAUGCGAUCGAGGAUGCUCCUGAUGAAGUCAAAAUAGAAGCACAAAAUAUUGAAUGUGGAUCAGACAUGCAAUGGGAAAUGGGAGACAGUUUCGAACAGCACUUGUUAACGAAUCCAAUAAAAGGAAUCACUGGUCUAGUAACCGUAGAUAAUACGACAGGAGAACGAACAAAUUUCAACGUUGAGAUAAUGGAAUUGUCUAACAGUGGUUUUAACAGUAUUGCGACGUGGACUCCCGAAUCUGGAUUUGUUUAUGCCCGAACUGCUAACCAAGUUUCAGAUAUUUUGGCUGAGAAAUGGCAGAACAAAACUUUCAGAGUCGUAUCACGUCUCGGUGCACCUUACUUAGUUGAAAAGGUACCAAAAGAAGGCGAAGUAUUGACUGGAAAUGAUAGAUACGAGGGAUAUUCCAAGGAUCUUAUACAUGAAAUACUAAAAGAAUCGCUGAAUUUAAACUAUGUGAUCGAUAUUGUACCGGGCAAUGGAUACGGGUCGUAUGAUAAAGAUACCAAGAAAUGGAAUGGCCUGAUUGGUCAUCUUCUGGAACGGAAAGCUGAGCUAGCUAUUUGUGACCUAACUAUAACAUAUGAACGGAGGACUGCUGUUGAUUUUACAACGCCCUUUAUGACAUUAGGAAUCAGUAUUUUAUACUCAAAGCCAACGCCCCCGGAUCCAGAACUUUUCUCUUUUUUGAAACCAUUUUCUGUUGAUGUUUGGAUUUAUAUGGCGGCAGCAUAUCUGAUGGUUUCACUAUUGUUGCAUAUUUUAGCCAGGCUUUGUCCAAACGACUGGGAGAAUCCUCAUCCAUGUGACAAGUCUCCCCAAGAAUUGGAAAAUAUUUGGCAUAUAAAAAAUUCGUGCUGGUUGACUGUUGGAUCUAUCAUGACUCAAGGCUCUGAUAUAUUACCGAAGGGUUACUCGACGAGGUGGGUAUGCGGGAUGUGGUGGUUUUUCGCUCUUAUCAUGUGUUCAUCUUACACUGCAAAUCUAGCUGCCUUCCUUACUAACGCAGCGAUGGACGAUUCUAUUAAGAGUGCAGAAGAUUUAGCGUUGCAAACUAAAAUCAAGUACGGGACAUUGGAUGGAGGUUCUACUUCUUCAUUUUUUAGGCGUUCAAAUGUAUCAACAUAUCAACGAAUGUGGAGUGCUAUGGAGUCUGCACGGCCGUCUGUCUUCGUUAAGAACAACGAUGAAGGCGUGGAAAGGGUUUUGAAAAGCAAACGAUCAUAUGCAUACUUCAUGGAGUCUACGGCGAUUGAAUACCAGUUGGAAAGGCAUUGUGAUUUGAUGCAAGUCGGUGGGCCACUAGACUCGAAAGGAUAUGGCAUAGCUAUGCCAUUUUUUUCAUCAUAUCGCACCGCAGUUGACAAUGCAGUUUUGAAAUUGCAGGAGAGUGGAAGAUUAUUGGAACUCAAAAAUCGUUGGUGGAAAGUACCAGAGGAAAAAGCUUGCGUUGCUGAAGAAGCCACCGAAGAAGGGGCAAGCGCGGAAGAGCUGGGCGUCGAUAAUGUGGGGGGCGUUUUCGUUGUUUUGGGGAUUGGGUGCGGUAUGGCGGCUGCGAUGGGAGGCUUGGAGUUUCUAUGGCAUGUCAGAGAUGUUGCCGUCGAACAGAAGAUGACGCCGUCCGAAGCAUUUUGGGCGGAAUUAACGUUCGCUCUAAGUUUUUGGGAGACAGAAAAACCUGUUCAACAUGCAAAGUCAUCAUCCUCUGGCUCCGGUUCUAAUAUAGCCUCGAGAGCAUCAUCAGUACUUCGUUCCGCUGUAGAUUUGUUCAACCUUGAUGUUUUUAACAAAUAGUAUUCAAAGAUCUUAGAGUAA
Melitaea cinxia (Glanville fritillary) is the source of this 2775-nucleotide messenger RNA. Its product is annotated as glutamate receptor ionotropic, kainate 2-like. Gene Ontology annotation, molecular function: transmitter-gated monoatomic ion channel activity involved in regulation of postsynaptic membrane potential; glutamate-gated receptor activity. The transcript has 16 exons. The record is from RefSeq and is a predicted model, not a curated record. Gene Ontology annotation, biological process: modulation of chemical synaptic transmission; monoatomic ion transport; synaptic transmission, glutamatergic. Gene Ontology annotation, cellular component: plasma membrane; postsynaptic membrane. NCBI's taxonomy places the organism in Eukaryota, Metazoa, Arthropoda, Insecta, Lepidoptera, Nymphalidae.